This is a messenger RNA of Gamsiella multidivaricata, 3776 nucleotides long. RefSeq names its product armadillo-type protein. The coding region runs from base 46 to 3582 and encodes 1178 amino acids. The transcript has 17 exons. Gene Ontology annotation, molecular function: small GTPase binding; RNA binding; nuclear export signal receptor activity. Gene Ontology annotation, cellular component: nucleus; RNA nuclear export complex; cytoplasm. NCBI's taxonomy places the organism in Eukaryota, Fungi, Mortierellomycota, Mortierellomycetes, Mortierellales, Mortierellaceae. Gene Ontology annotation, biological process: protein export from nucleus; RNA export from nucleus. The record is from RefSeq and is a predicted model, not a curated record.
CAUGCACCUUCUUGUUUUCUCCUUCAUUGAAUCGAAUCCUCUCAAAUGGAUGAGUCAGUUUUAAGGAACCUUCUCGCGGCGUUAGAGACUAUCUACAAUGCUACCAGCACCAAUGAAGCUCGCCAACAGGCCCAAGAAUACUGCGAAGGAUUGAAGCGCGAUGCAUCUGCGCCAUUGUAUGGGUAUUACCUGGCCCACAAGGACAACCAGCAGCCAGAUGUGGUCAGACAUUUCGGACUGGGCCUGAUAGAGAAUGUGGUUCGAUAUCGGUGGUCGGACGGCACCCUCACCCCUGAGACCAAGGCGCAGAUCCGGGACAAUGUCAUGUCCUUGGCAGCGGAGGGUUCAAAACCGUUGCUGACAGAGCAGUCGUUCAUCAAGGAAAAAGUGGCCCGAUUAUUUGUCGAGGUUGCCAAGAGGGAAUGGCCCGGCGUCUGGGAAAAUAUGGAUGCAUUCCUGAGGCAAUUGUUUUUCAAAGAUGAGACGGGAAGGGAGAUGGCCUUGCUGAUCCUGAGAUCCCUCUGCGAAGAUGUGUUCGUUUACGACGAUGCCGUGGCAGGGUUACGAAAGAAGGAUCUACGUGCAGGAUUGCUAGUGAUCAUGUCCAGCGAAGGCGUUUUGAAGGAGCACUAUCCAGACGGUGUGAAGGGACACAGGGACGAAGUGACGCUCAUGCUUGGCGAGAGCGGGAAUGAUGGUUGGAUCGCUCGACUGGCUGUGUUAUUACAGGAACUGCUUCCCCGUUGUCAGUCAGAGACCAGAGCGCCUGCGGACGAAAAGAUUGCCAUCGCGGCAUUGAAAACCUUCUCCUCGGGUUUGGACUGGGUCAUUGUUAGUUCCGUAUCAUCAGCACCGGUAGUUCCAUUUGUCUGCCAAUCAUUACUGUCGCCAUCGGAAAAGAUUCGGUUGGCUGGCGCUGAGUGCUACGACGUGCUGUCCUGCAGGAAUCUCUCGGACGCUGAGCGGGAAAAAAUUAUCUGGCCAUUGUUGGAGGAGGGUGGGGUCGAUAUCAUUUCAAGAGCAUACCUUGCAUAUGCUACCCAGAUAUUGCAGGGGGAAGCGUACAAAUUCAUUCAAAAGACGGUGCAGGCCACCGUUAAUCUCGGAGAACAGCAGCUGUGCGCAAAGCGCAGCGCCUACGUGCCGAAAGAACUUUCAAAAUUUCUACAGCUCCUUUACUCGAUGGCAUCGCAUCCGUCCAUGUUAAUCUCAUCUAUAGUGUCGUUUUUCUGGGCGACACUUUUACGCCACGAAACGUUUUCAAAAGACCCAACUGUGCAUUCAUUUAUUCCUCCACUUUUGGAGCUGUACUCGAAACACCUAGCAAGGGACUUCAAAAUCAGAUGGGAGACCGAUCUUGUCUAUCGGCACUUUGCCUCCAUUGACUUUGAUUCUGUGACAGAGUUCAGAGGAUAUGCAGAAAAGACGUUUGCCAGAGCGGUUGAUGUUAUCCAUCGCGGUGUGCCGGUCGUACCGCUGGAUGCAUUUAUCUGGGUCGGUAACAAGGUGACACAGGCGCUUCAAACAGAAUUUCCACAGGCCACUGAUGUUAGAGAAACAUCUCAAUAUCAUCAAUUCGACGGCACGCUUACCUUGAUGGAGAUCACAAUAUCUAGCCUGAAGGAUCUCAUCGCCGACAGCUCUCAUGCACAGGCUGGACAGGUAUUGGAUGCCGUGAACUCUCUCUUGGGAAUUCUUAUUGAGUACGAUAACAAGUGCCUGCCUGCAGUGGAGCGUUGUGUGGCAACGUUCUCAGCGUUCACAGACUUGUUCAAGUUGAAUUCGACUCUGCUUUUCCGCAGUCUGGACAAGUUAUUCAAGACGGUCGAGCAUCCCAUGUCUGAUUUGACUAUGCGCGAUGCCCGCCAAUUACGACUCAGAGCAGCAACGACAUUGGCCAAAAUCGGCAAGGCAAUUCCCAACACACUCUACCCGAUCUAUGGCCAGAUUGAAAUCGCGAUCCAAGGGUUGAUUCAGCGCAACGCUAUUACACACGGUGAAAAGAGAACAUUGCAAUUGUUUUUGCUCGUUAUCGGAUUCAACUCAAACAUGCCAUUGGAUCGCAAGACAAUAUUCGAAAAUAUUGUCCAGCCGGUAGUUCUGGAUCUUCAUUCGCCAGACGUACAGGAGGCGCUAUCUGACCCCAAGAAAUUCAUGGCGUUUAUUGGAGUAUCAGAGCUAUCCAAUGCGUCCAUUACAACACCCCUGCCGGAACAGAUCGACGCUUUAAAAAGAAUUAUCACGCAGCGUCGCUGCAAAUUGUCAGGAGCAAUUGAAUCUUUGCAUGCGUUCAUGAAGGAGACAAUCGACGUCAAUGACGACCAAAGACUGAUGCUUUGGACCUCACGUAUCGACUCAAUACUGCCCGGUCUCUUUUCAACCAUUCGUUGCCUCAGUGCCAUCUGCGACGAAAGAUUAUGGGCAGAUUUCUCACCGGACGUGAGCCGCGCUCUUAGCUUGUCCGCAGAGGAGAAAGAGAUGAUGGUGACAGGAAAGGCACCCAGUGCUGCGGCUGGCUCGGCUCCCACAGGAACUGUUGCAAGAUUGAUAUUCGACCUCAAAAACUGGCUCUCUAGUCUGCGCGACCAAUCAUACCGCGUACUUGCACAGAUCUCGCAACUAGGACCAGCGUUCUACUCUAUAUCUUCUCUCCAGACUAUUCUCGAACAGUCUCUAUUUGGGCAUGUCGACUAUCUCACCGACCGUCAACUUCGGCUCCUCAUCAACCACGCCAUCCAGCCCCUCGUUCUCAACUGUCCGGAGUCGAGUAUGGAUUCAGUGCUCUCGCAUCUUUUGACUGUCUUGUUCCCAUAUUUGGACCAACGGCUGCUCAAGGACUGGAAAUUAGCUUCAGACGAGGGGUUGGUCAUGGAUGAGAAGGACGACCCAGAGGAACUGGACAUCACAGACGGGAUCGUGAGGGAGGUCAUGCUGCGGGAUCUUACUUUCUAUAUCGCCGGGUUUAUCUUUUCAAUUCUCGAUUACGCCAAGAAAGCGCCUGUAAAUGCUGUCACAGCGCAGAAUCAGGGUGCUGUUGGAGCUGCUGGCCAUAAAGAGAUAGCGCCUCUGGCGCUCUUCAUCCUGUCGCGAGAUACGAUUGUCCAGUCGAUUAUCCCACUGAUGUGCCACAUCAUGACUUUCAAGGAUACGAAAUCAUGCCUACGAUCUACGGAAGCGGCGCUUUGCGUGCUGACGGUCCUUGUUCAGAACUACCCUGGAUCGAAAAAUAUUAUCGGUAGCUUUUCAACAACGGUGCUUCAGUCAGCCAUGGAAGCCCUUCAUGAUCCAUACCAUCAAGAGGGACAUGAUAAAUUGAUCCGUCUCAUAACAGAGGUCUAUGUCGAAGUCCGCGCAUUUGAUGAAGCACCUAAGCUUGUAUUCCAGCAGACACUAGGAGCCGAUACACAGCGGCUCGAGGCUUUUGAGAGGGAUCUCUCAGCGGCUACGAACAAGACUGAAAAACAUGCUUUGGUCCGCAACUUUUUGCAAGGCAUAAUCGGGGUAAGUAAAGGGCAUGUAGUUGCACGCACUUUGGUCUCUCUUUCACUGCUUAGCGUAUCUAACACUGUCCUUGGUUCAUAGGUUGCAAAGUCCGAGUGGUUCAAGCAAAAGGAACAAGACGACAAGCCUGUGUCCAGCAGAACGAUUACCGGCAAGUAUGAGAGACCGUCUCAAAGUGUUCUGGACUCCAAGGACCAUGAAGAUAUCGGAGAGGGGCUAGCCAGCCUAUUUGACGAAUAAAGCGGGCUGUACGCGUCCUGAAGACCUCGCGCGAA